UACAGUAUGUAAUCCUCCCCGUGCUCAGUCUCUAGUCUGUUGUUCUUUUCCAAAGGCUCUCGUGGUCUCACAUUGAGAGUAUAUGCGGUCUCAUGAUUUGCCUCUCUCUUCCACCGCAACCUUCGCCUGUUCCUUCCUCCGCUGGUCAGUCCAGCAGCAGGAGCGCAAGCAGGUUCCAGAUUGUCUCCCGGGGAGUCAGCACUCGAAGGCGGGGAAGCGAGCGCCUGAGCACCCUCGGCAGCGAGAGCCUACGUCGGGAAGGGGAAGGCAGGCAGAGAGAGGGAUGGCAUCUUUGAGCCUAGGGCUCAGCGGAGCCCGCAAGAAGGCUGCCGUCAGGAGCAGUGCCGUGGAGAGGAAGAAUUUGAUUACCGUCUGCAGGUUCUCUGUGAAGACGCUGAUCGACCGCUCGUGCUUUGAGACCGUGGACGACUCGUCGCCUGAAUUCACCAACUUCGUGUCGAUCCUGGAACAGAUCCUCAGCCACCGGCUGAAAGGGCAGCUGAGUUGGUUUGGGUACGAGAGCGCUCGUAGCUUCUGGGACUUCAUCCGGCUGGCCUGCUGCAGGGUCCCCCACUCCUGCAUCCACAGCAUCGAGAAUAUGGAGAACGUACGCAGCUCCAGAGCCAAGGGGAGAGCAUGGAUCAGAGUGGCUCUAAUGGAGAAGCGUUUGUCUGAGUACAUCUCCGCCAGCCUGCGGGAUAUUAAGACCACCAGGAGGUUCUAUGAGGAGGGGGCCAUCAUGCUGGCAGAGGAGGCUGGACUACUGGCUGACAACCUCCUUGGACUCAAUGCCAUCGACUUCAGUUUCUGCCUUAAAGGUGAAGGGCUGGAUGGAAGCUGUCCUGCUGUCAUCGAUUACACGCCAUACCUCAAGUUCAUUCAGACGCCGGACAGCAUCAGCAGUGACGAGGAGGAGAUGCGGACGCUGGGCAGCAGCGGCAGCGAGGCCAGCACCCCCGAAUCCAACAUGGCCGCCGGCGCCCUGCUGGCCGACCAGAGCAGCUGGUUCAGCAAGUGCAAACGCGUCGAGCAGAAAUACAGAGUGGUGCUGGACCAGAAGGGCUACCUGGAGGAGCUGGUGCGUCUGCGUGAGGCCCAGUUAGAGGAGUGUGUGUCGGAGAAUAAGGUCCUGAUGCAGCGUCUCCACGACAACCAGCUCGGACACAAGAUGGAGAAGGAGCAGCUGGAGUACAUCAUACUGGAACUGCAGGACCAACUGACAGUGCUGAAGAAUCAUGACCUGCGCUCCAGGCAGAAGCUGACGGAACACCUGACCAAUCAGUGGCCUUCGCCGGGUUCCAUAGAAACCAACGCAGUUGCCUUGGAUACCCUGCUGUACAGGAAACACACGGGACAGUGGGAUGAGAAGAGCUUCCCGAGUCUGGAGCAGCUGUCUGUUGACAUGAGUCUGUCCCAGACGUCCCUGGACCCCGCACACACACACUCACACUCACACACACACACACACAGCCUGGAGGCCAAGGCCGGCCUCUCGCACUGGAACAGGGAAGGGAAAGAGGACACCCCGUCGCUGCGCGGCCUCUGCGGCUCCCUGACGUCGGUGGGCAGCUUCAAGUCUCUCACCAGCCUCAAGUCCAGUGAAUGCCUGGCCAGCCCCACCCCGGAGAUCACCAGCCCCACCCCCGACAUCACCAGCCCUGGACUCACACCCUCAUAAAUGACACUACAUGACAUUACACUACACUUAUGGUGCAUUCCCCGAGAGUGAGAUGGGAUAUUUCUGACCUCCUACAUGCUGAAAUGCAUUGGAACGCCUGUUGGAAUGUGGAAUGUUCAAGUCGCGAACUGGGGCCAAAUCGAAGUACCCCGACUUCGAAAUCGUGACGUCAACAGACACAGCAAUGACAGUGCACAGCA
Engraulis encrasicolus (European anchovy) is the source of this 1878-nucleotide messenger RNA. It is a transcript of the gene rundc3b, whose product is annotated as RUN domain containing 3b. The record is from RefSeq and is a predicted model, not a curated record. Bases 83 to 1678 code for a protein of 531 amino acids. Lineage: Eukaryota; Metazoa; Chordata; Actinopteri; Clupeiformes; Engraulidae. The transcript has 11 exons.